UGGCAGCCAAAAAAUAAACAAAUGUUUUUCUUUUGGGGUUGAAUUCCGCCAAAGAAUGAACUGUAACGAACAGAUUUCUUUUUUUUUUUUUACAGUGUUUACAGUACCACUCUUUCCCAUCAAUUCUGUCACCACGUGUAACAAGUCCGCAUGGUACUAGACAAUCGUCGCAGGUAAACUUAUUCCUAAGCCGACGGCGCGCACACCAUUCCAACAUUCUGUGUCUUGAACUGCUGCAUAACUCACUAAUAUUCCAAUAUUAAUUCACGAGUGAGUAUUUCAUUUUCAGGAACAAUAAGUUAUUGUGCAGCCGGUCUUCCACGAGGCAUUUUCGAUCUCUCAGCCGGUACUAUGAUAUUCAAUCACGUGUGUGAUUUAUACAUGUGGUGCUAUGGGCUGUGAUGAGCUAUGUGUUGUUGGUGGAGAGAGAUGAAGCAAAUGGAAGUGAAGCCAGACCGGAAGUCGGCCACACGCGGUCGACAGCGAGCACGUGGAGGGGGGGUCGAAGACAGACGGAUUACGGAGAAGACGUGUUUUGAUCUGGAGUGAUUGUUUACUCUGCCACGGUCGACAAGGUAAGGCCCCAGUGUUUCAUUCUGUCUUUUGCUUCUUGUUGUCUUUUUCGUCCAUCACACCACAAUAUAUAAAGAGUUAACUUCAAUCAAAUCACGUGUGUGAUUUAUUUAUAAACAGAGUAGUACGGAUAAUACUGGUAAAACGUUCAGUUACUUCCCUUGAAUACUUUUAUUUAUUUUUUUUACCCCCCUAAACUUGAAGAUUACCAAAUAAGCAGUAAUAACGUCAGUGAAAAAUAGAUAGUAAGUAAAUUGCCUUUACAUAUUUAUCACUAUCAGUUGCAAAAACAAAAACAUUUAUUCAAAUUCACUUUCAGCAUCAAGUAACUGUUCCAUUUGUUCCUCCGUAAACAAACACUUCCGCGCAUGCGUAAUACAAUAAUGGUGAUGUUCUUAACUGUUAUAGGGGAAUGUAAAUAUGUUUGCAGAUUGUUUUUCUUACAUGUUCUAAAUACUUUUAUUUUAAUAAAUGUUGCUUACUGCAAGUUAUGGAUGAUUCUUUUAUGACUUCAUUGCUUUCAGGCUCACAAAAUGCGUCUGAAUAAACAUUGCCGGACCGCAAAUAGAGACUCGGACAUUACUUAGAAAAUAUUUUUCAUUUUUAACCUUAUAUAUAGUACGUACUAGGAAUUUUGGGGGAAAAUGCGGAUUAUACUCGAGGAUUUACGAAUAUCAGAUGACAUUGGAGUAAAAGAAAUUUUUACUUAGAUACAUCAUAUUCAACAAAAAAGGAAGGUAUUACACUGAAUCCAUAUAACCCUGUUUAUGUAAAUUCUUGGUGAAUUACUAUCUGGAAUCUGUACAGGAUUAACUUGGACAAAUUUAUAGAGUUUGCAGUAUCUUUAGAUACUGAUAAAAACACUGUAAAAAUAUUAGUUAGGAAUAAAGUAUGAAAACAAAAAGACAUAUGAUAUAAUGUGUUGAAAGAAGAAAAAUUAUGGAAAAUGAAUUGAGAACCGUGUUAAAUGCAUAACAGAGUCUAAAAUGAAUGAUCUUCCUGAUGUGAUGCUGAAAGAUACAAGAAAAACAUCAUUCCAUUGUGAUAUCUGUGAUAAGUCAUUCUCUCAAAAAGCUAAUCUCUUUACUCAUAAACGUAUUCACAUUGGAGAAAAACCAUAUUGCUGUGAUAUCUGUGGUAAAUCUUUCACUCGAAAUAAUGUCUUGACUACUCACAGACGCAUUCAUACAGGAGAAAAGCCAUAUCAUUGUGAUAUCUGUGGUAAAUCAUUCUCUCGAACAUGUGAAGUAACUACUCACAAACGCAUUCAUACAGGAGAGAAGCCAUAUCAUUGUGAUAUUUGUGGUAAAUCAUUCUCAGAAGGAGGUACCUUAACUAAACACAAACGUAUUCAUACAGGAGAAAAACCAUAUUGCUGUGAUAUCUGUGGUAAAUCAUUCUCUCGAAGUAAUGUCUUAACAACUCACAAAUAUAUUCAUACAGGAGAGAAGCCAUAUCACUGUGAGAUCUGUGGUAAAUCAUUCUCUCGAACAAGUGAAUUAACUACUCACAAACGUAUUCAUACAGGAGAAAAACCAUAUCACUGUGGUGUCUGUGGUAAAUCAUUCUCUGAAGGAGGUAACCUAACUAAACACAUUCGUAUUCAUACAGGACAGAAAGCAUUUCAUUGUGAUAUCUGUGGUAAAUCAUUCUUUCAAAGAGUUCACUUAACUUCUCACAGAUAUAUUCAUACAGGAGAGAAGCCACAUCAUUGUGAUAUCUGUGGAAAAUCUUUCUCUGAAAAGAGUCACUUGACUAAACACAAUUGUAUUCAUACUGGAGAGAAACCAUAUCAUUGUGAUAUCUGUGGCAAAUCUUUCUCUCAAACAAGUCAAUUAAUUAUACACAACAGAUGUACCCAUACAAGAAAGCACCUGUGUCACUGUGAAAUCUGUGGUAAAUCAUUCUCUGAAACAAGUUACCUAGCUUCUCACAUACGUGUUCAUACAGGAGAGAAGCCAUAUCAUUGUGAUGUCUGUGGAAAAUCAUUCUCUGUAAGAAGUAGUUUAACUACUCACAAACAUAUUCAUACAGGGGAAAAACCAUACCACUGUGAUGUCUGUGGUAAAUUAUUCUCAGUAAAAAGUCACUUAACUAAACACAAUCGCAUUCAUACAGGAGAGAAGCCCUACUGCUGUGAUAUCUGUGGUGUAGCAUUCACUCAGACAGGUCAUUUAACUACUCACAAGUAUAUUCAUACAGGUGAGAAACCUUAUCACUGUGAUAUCUGUGGUAAAUCAUUCUCUCAAACAAGUCAUUUAACUAUUCAUAAAUAUAUUCAUACAGGGCAGAAACCAUAUCAUUGUGAUAUCUGUAAUAAAUCAUUCUCUCAAAAUAGUGACCUAACUAAACACAAACGUGUUCAUACAAGUGAGAAACCAUUUCAUUGUGAUAUUUGUGGUAAGUCAUUCUCUGAAGGAAGUGUCUUAACUAAACACAAAUACAUUCAUUUACGAGAAAAAUCAUAUCUUGGUGAUAUAUGGUAAAUCACUUUGUAGUAAAUUAACUUAACCACUAAAGUGUUCAUACAAGAGAUGAGCCUUAUUGUUGUAAUGGUAUGUUGUCAAUCAUUUUCUUAUAGAUAUACCUUUACUACUCAUGAACAUAUUCAUCCAGGAGAGAAACUGUUACUGGGAUAUUUGUGGUAUAAUAUUUCUCAAAAAAAAAACAAUCACUUAACUAUACAAGGUUUUAUCAAAAUGUAUCAGGACUGUUGCUAUAAAAAGAAAACUAAAUCACAUAUCAAUUUGGCUUUUAAUAUCCUAUGAAGUAGUCUCCUUCUGAAGCCACACACUUCAUCCAAUAUCAUUUCCAUUAAUGGGAGCAUUCCAGUAAAUCUUUUUUUGGGAAUGCCAUUUUGCAUUCUCUUGCAUUUCCUUGAUCAAAAAGUAUAGUAAUGGAGCUAAAGAAUGCAGAAUGAAGUCACUUCACACAGAUUGACCUUGGACUCUGUCAAGCAUUCACACUAAGUUAUAAUGUUCUCAUUCACUUCUAUUGUUCAUAGCAGUGCUUGGAAAAUCUCAACCUCUCUGAGCCUGAAGCAAGCACAAAUGAGUUAAAGCAAUGUGAAGUUUUCUUCAACUACAAGGGCAUUGUUCAUUAUCAGUAUGCUCCACCUGGUCAGAAAGUAAACAAGGAGUACUACAGUGACAUUUUGCAGCAUUUACAGGAUGGUGUUCAUUGGAAAAGGACAAAAUUGCAUGUGUUCAAUGAGUGACAGUUCCACCAUGACAACACACCUGUUCAUUCACCGCAGCUUGUCCAGCAGUUUUUGGUCAAGCACAAUGUUCCCCAGGUUUGACAACCACCAUAUUUCCCAGAUCUCACCCCUUGUGGCUUUUUCUCUUUCCAAAAAGCAAAUCCCAUUUGAAAGGGACAAGUUCAAGACAUCAAGGAAAUUCAAGAGAAUGCACUGAGCCAGUUCCUCACUAUCCCCAAAAAAGGAGUUCCAGGAAUGCUUCCAUCAAUGGAACUGAUACUGGAUAAAGUGUGUAGCCUCAGAAGGGGACUAAUUCGAAGGAGAUUAAAUACCCAAUUGAUAUUUGUUGUAGUUUUUGUUUUUAUAGCACCAGUCCUAAUACUUUUUCAUCAGACCUCAUAUAUAUGUGUGUGUGAGUGUGUAUGAAUAUGUAUUCUCACAAGACAGCAACUCUAUCGAUGACAAAAAUUAUUCUAUGAAAAAUAACUCUUCUAUAACCAAGAAAAAAGUAUGUGAUAAAAAGCUCCCAAAAUUAUAUUUUAUAUAAUCACAAUUAUAUCUACAUUUCUAAGGUAACUUGCCGCUCUGAUAUUUUUAAUAACUUAUGUAUAUAAUAAUGUGUGUAUCCUAUCAGAGAACAAUUCUCAUAUUUGUUGAAAUUUAUAGAAUUUUAUAAUAUUCUUAUUUAUAGCAUAAUUCCUUAUAAAGCUGAGUGGUAUAAUUUGUGAAUCGUUAUCUUUGUUGGUAUAUCAAUAGCCGUUCUCCUUGUUGAUAUAGGCUGGACAUGUCUGUCAUGCAAGAUAUCACUAUAUUUCCUCAAACUUUCCUCAUCUUCAGUUCUGAAGCCAAGAUCUUAGGUUUUUUUGUUUUUUUUUUUUAGUUAUUAAGAAUAUUUACAAAGAAUGAUAAACAGGAUCUCAGUUUUUUUCUCUUUUAACUUGUAACUUUUUUCAUCUUAACUCUGAAACCCAAUAUCUUGAAUAUUUUUGAGUUAAGAAUAUUUACACAGAAUGAUAACUUAAAAUUUAAAUAAAGCUGGUUUAUUCCUAAUUUUUCUUUUACUUUCAUUUUACAUUGUGUCAACACAAA
Molecule: messenger RNA, 4861 nt
Organism: Octopus bimaculoides (California two-spot octopus)
Lineage: Eukaryota; Metazoa; Mollusca; Cephalopoda; Octopoda; Octopodidae
Source: RefSeq, a predicted model, not a curated record